CGUCACUAUGGAGUGACGUAACUGGAUACAGGAAACCAGAAGUGAGCGAAACAAAGCAACUUGUUGACUAACAGUUCUAUGAAGUACGGUAUAUGUUUGAGACGUACUUUCCAAUAUGGGGACUGCAACAAGUAAACUUCGAAAGGAUUUACUCUCGGAAUAUCAAGAACUGACCUUCUUGACUAAGCAAGAAAUUCUACUCGCUCACAAGAGAUUUACUGAACUGCUCACCAAAGAUGAGAAAGACAUUCCAAAUGCGAGAAUUCCAAUGGAGAGGAUUCUAACUCUGCCAGAACUCAAGUCCAACCCUUUCAGAGAAAGAAUCUGCCAUGUAUUUUCAUCGUCUACACCUAAAGAUGGAAGCCUCACAUUUGAAGACUUUUUGGAUCUUUUAAGUGCAUUCAGUGACUCUGCUACCCUGGAAAUUAAGUCCCACUAUGCAUUUCGUAUAUUUGACUUUGACGAUGAUGGAACCCUUGAUUCCAAUGACCUGGAGCUGUUGGUUAACUGUCUGACUGGAGAAACUGAUGACACUAGACUAACUCCAGAGGAAAUGCAGCAACUCAUCAAAAAUAUUCUCGAAGAGUCAGACAUUGACAAGGAUGGAACGGUCAACCUAUCAGAGUUUCAGCACGUAAUUUCACGGUCACCGGAUUUCAUCAGUUCUUUUAAGAUUGUACUUUGAGGACCUCAAAGAGACUGAAGAAAUUGCUGACUAUUCUUAUUGUGUGAAUUUUUAAUCUGAACAAUUUUUAAAUAUAUCCAAUGUGUAUUGUAUUUUAUCAACAUAACUGUUUUUAUUAUGCUUUUUUGAAAUUCAAAAUGCUUUUUAAUAUGUUAAAAAAAUUAAAGACAUACACAACAAUGCUGCUUUUACAUUUGUUUUAAUGUAUUAUGUCGUAAUAGUUUAACUUUUUGCAUUGUCCAAAGAUAAGAGAUUAUUGUGUAAGGAAGGAAUUCCAUUAUUUUAAGAGCAAGAUAAUUCCUCUUUAAUGGCAGCAGCAAAUGUGUUCCAUGUUCCACACACCACUUCAACAACACGCAGCUGUUGCUCCUUGAAGAAUUCCACUCGCUGGGGCUCAUCUGAACUCAUCAAUGUCUGGUGUCCAAGUUGGCCAUAUUCCCCUGAUUUUGUUAUAAGUGGCACAAAAGAAAAAAAGAAAUAAUUAAGUCUUCUUCACUCUGUCUAAUUUUUUGCAAUAAAAAUUCAAGAUUUAAUUUUA
Molecule: messenger RNA, 1223 nt
Organism: Cynoglossus semilaevis (tongue sole)
Lineage: Eukaryota; Metazoa; Chordata; Actinopteri; Pleuronectiformes; Cynoglossidae
Gene: cib1
Product: calcium and integrin binding 1 (calmyrin)
Exons: 7
Coding region: 116-685 (189 amino acids)
Molecular function (GO): magnesium ion binding; calcium ion binding
Source: RefSeq, a predicted model, not a curated record